CCGAUGGACCAUACGAAAUUUCACUACGAUCCGAAGGCAAGCUUUCAAAGAGCGAGUUCAGGAGCUUCCUCUCUCGUAAAUUCUCGCUCUUUCGCUUCCUCUCACUCUCGCUUAAUCUUCGGUUUUCCAUUUUCUCUCGGUGUCGCGUGCGCGUGAAGCCAGCAGACAGAGAUACUCGCUCGGGAGAAUGAAGGUGCUACAGAUCGUUUCGCUGCUAGUGGCGGCACUGGCAGUGGCCUUGGCCUCGGCCUCGGCCUCGGCCUCGGCCUCGACCUUGAGCUCGAGGCAGAGCAUCGACAGUUGCCUAGCUCAGGAUAGCAUCUCCUGUGUCCAGAGGAGCCUCUACCGAAUGGCCAAGGAGUUCUUUGGCAAGGAAAGCCUGGAGAUCGCGCGAGGUGUUACUCUCGUCAGGUCGGCCAUCGACACUGACAGCUCUCGCUCCGCCAAGUCUGCCAAGGAAGUACUAUACGAUCAAGAUAUUGAGGCCGCGUCGAGCGUUGCGGAUCGUCAAAGUGCUCUUGAAAAUUUUGUCGGCGAGAAGGCCAGCGACUUCCUCGUGGGACGCAGUCUUCGGAUCAACUUUGGACCGGCAAUCGAUUCCCUUGGCGAGUCGGCACGAGCCCUUGCCGACUCCAUUCCCCAGGAGGUGCGUCAGGCUGCCGACGAGGUCGUUGAAGGUCGUGGGAAGAAGAAAAUCCUGAAGUCGAUCCUGCCACUGCUCCUCGCCGCCAAGGUCAAGAUUGGAGCACUGGCAACUCUGGCCUACUUCGGCAUUGCUCUUCUCGCGAAGAAAGCCAUCCUCGCCUCUUUGGUGUCAAUCGCUAUUUCCGCCUUCUUAGGCCUUAAAUCGCUCUGGAGCUCAGGCGGAAGUGGUCACGACGUCACUCCGUAUAGCGGAGGAUGGUCAUCCGGAGGCGGCGGCGGCGGCGGUGGCUGGAACGUAGGUGGGUCCAGUUCCGGAGGCUGGGCAAGUUCCGGAUCUCCCGCGUGGGACGUGGACUCUCACGGAUCUUACUCGGGCCAGAGCCAAGCAUACUCGGGAUAUCAGCACUAAUCUGAAUUUUCAAAGUCCAGCCCAACGCCAUGGUUUGGCAGCAACCAUGAUCGUCGAUCGGCCGCGCUUGCACUCUUCUGCAUUCUCCUCUGACUGAUCGAGUCACUCGGACAGCCACUUCGAACGCACUGCGCAUGCGACUUAUGGCUGACCUGGUGAACGAGAGCGACCAAUGAAAUAUUUAUUCAUAUUUAUAUCUGCAUCGUUAUUUCUUAUUUACCCGACGCGUACAAGAUAUCACGUGGAGCGGUUCCCAUCGAAUGCGAGUACACCCGCUACUACACUAGUCGCAAAAUUCUCCCAGAUCGAUUUAUGUUGACCUUGGAAUAAAGUCUACUUUAGCGUCCUAAAAUGAGAA
Cephus cinctus (wheat stem sawfly) is the source of this 1412-nucleotide messenger RNA. RefSeq lists its product as uncharacterized. NCBI's taxonomy places the organism in Eukaryota, Metazoa, Arthropoda, Insecta, Hymenoptera, Cephidae. The record is from RefSeq and is a predicted model, not a curated record. The transcript has 3 exons. The coding region runs from base 188 to 1054 and encodes 288 amino acids.